[Candida] anglica is the source of this 936-nucleotide messenger RNA. The record is from the annotation of a GenBank genome assembly. NCBI's taxonomy places the organism in Eukaryota, Fungi, Ascomycota, Pichiomycetes, Serinales, Debaryomycetaceae.
AUGUCACUUAAUCCAUUGAUUGAAGCUAGUGGUGGGUUAUAUAAAACCAUCACAAAGUCUCUUUCCGAUCAGAAAACAACCACUUAUAACAAUGGCAAUUGGUCAUUGGAACAAUUAGAUCAUUGGAAAAAUGAACAACUCCCCACAAUUGUCUUGGAAAGAUACAAGGAACAUGGGGGAGAUACUUGGUUAAUUAAAGAAGAAUUGGAAUUACUCAUGGAUUGGAAACUUGCCAAGGGGAAGUUUAGACCAACGUUACCAAAACUUAUCAGACAAAAUGAACCAGAUCUGGUUAAAACGGCAACUCAAGAAGGAUUCAAAGUUUUAAUAGACUUUUAUUCAACUCAUUCAUCAAAGAAGAAUUUUUGGAAGAAUGUCACUUCCAAGCAAGAAUCUGAAUAUAUUUCCGCUGUGAAAGAUGCAUUGAAGAAAACUUCCACUUUGAGAGGAGUUGGUCCUGCUACAGCAAGUCUUAUUCUUUCCUUACUUUCCCCAAUUGUGAAAUCAUUUACUCCUCCAUUCUUUAGUGAUGAAAGUUUUAUCUAUUUUGUGGUUGAACCAAGUAGAAAGGGGACCAAAAUUAAAUACAAUGUGAAAGAAUAUGUUGAAGAGUACUUGCCGGUAUUGAUAGACAUACUCAAGUCUAACCCAGAUGUAGAUAUGAACGUUUUGGAAAAGGGUGCUUGGUCAAUAAAAUCUUAUGACAUUGGGAAGCUUGACAUUUUAGCUGAUAUAAAAUUACCCUUUAAAAUUGAACCAGAAAUCCUUGAACAUUAUGUGAAGAAUGAUGAUGAAGAAGAAGAAGAGGAAGAAGACGAAGAAGAAGACGAAGAAGAAGAAGAAAAUGUAAAGAUUGAAGAGGAGAAGGAAAAGUUGGAAGACACUGAUCAAGAAAUUAAAAAGGAUUCCCUGAGGAAAAGACGUAAAAUUAAAUAG